Molecule: messenger RNA, 1534 nt
Organism: Malaclemys terrapin pileata
Lineage: Eukaryota; Metazoa; Chordata; Testudines; Emydidae
Gene: ANXA4
Product: annexin A4
Exons: 13
Coding region: 137-1102 (321 amino acids)
Cellular component (GO): cytoplasm
Molecular function (GO): calcium ion binding; calcium-dependent phospholipid binding
Source: RefSeq, a predicted model, not a curated record
CCUGUCCUUAUGUGUCAAGCCCAGCGGGGUUCGUGAUUAGCUUCCCCGCCACACUCGAGAGCAGCGGACGCCAGGGCCUCUGGAGCAGCGGAUAAUCUGUUUGGGUACCUUGACGUUAAAAUAUUAACUGAAUACUAUGGCAAAGGUUGGAAACCGGGGCACAAUCAAAGCGGCCUUGGGCUUCAGGGCUGAGGAAGAUGCACAGAAGUUAAGGAAGGCCAUGAAGGGGCUUGGUACAGAUGAAGAUGCCAUUAUCGAUAUCGUGGCCAAGAGGAGCAUAUUCCAACGUCAGGAAAUUUUAAUCGCCUAUAAAUCCACUAUUGGCAGGGAUUUGAUUGGCGAUUUGAAGUCUGAGCUGAGUGGGAAUUUUGAGAAGGUGAUAAUUGGAUUGAUGACUUCCAUCACACUGUACGAUGUGCAGGAACUGAAGAGGGCCAUGAAGGGUGCGGGGACAGAUGAGGGCUGCCUGAUCGAAAUUCUGGCUUCUCGUUCCAUUGAAGAAAUCAAGCGCAUUAAUGAGACCUACCAUCGUCAAUAUGGAACUACCCUUGAGAAGGACAUUGUCUCAGAUACAUCUUCCAUGUUCCGCCGCGUGCUGGUGUCUCUAGCUACAGGAAACAGGGACCAGGGAAACUAUGUGGAUGAAGGCCUUGCUCAGCAAGAUGCCCAGUGCUUGUAUGAAGCCGGGGAGAAGAAAUGGGGGACAAAUGAGGGACAAUUCCUGACUAUCCUGUGUUCAAGAAACAGAUAUCACUUAUUAAAGGUCUUUGAUGAAUACAGAAAGAUCGCUAAGAAGGACAUUACAGAAAGCAUUAAAUCUGAGAUGUCGGGGGAUCUUGAAGAUGCCUUAUUAGCUGUGGUAAAAUGCAUAAGGAAUAAGCAUGCAUACUUUGCUGAAAGAUUAUACGGUUCCAUGAAGGGUUUAGGGACGGAUGACAAUACACUCAUUCGAGUGAUGGUGUCGCGGUGUGAAAUUGACAUGUUGGAUAUCAGGCACGAAUUCAAGACGAUGUAUGGGAAAUCUCUCUACUCCUUCAUCCAGGGAGACACUUCAGGAGACUAUAAGAAAGUCCUACUCUUACUCUGUGGCGGUGAAGACUAAACCAUGUACGACUCAUUGUCGGGGGAAGAGGAGAAAUAGAUCACGAGAUUUCCCCCCCCCCCCCCCCCCCCCAAAUACCUUUAGGUAGUGCUAUUAGAAUUGACUUAAGCUAGUCGAUGCCAAUUGCCUCUUAGGAUAGGAUAUGAUAUGCUUUUAUUUGCUCCCAUUGACUUGGCCAGGUGCAAAACUGGACCCUCUCUCUGGCCUCGGACAAGUCACUUUGCCUCUGUGUUCCAUUGUCUUUACGUUCCCUUCUUCAUAGGAGGGUUGUUGGCAAGAAGUCCAAGCACUACAACAAUCUGCUGCUCAGUAAGAAGAAACUACUCAGCCUUAUCACUACAGCAGGUUCACACAUGCCCUCUGGCUUUACCAUAAAAAUGGCUCGCUGGCCAGUGCUCACUUUUUCAAUGUAAUAAACCAAUCAUUUCUUUA